AUGGACCGCUCCCUCGGCGAUUACUUCACUGUCCCCGCCGGCUCUGGGUCAGUCGUCACCUUCCCUGCCACGGCCAUCUUCCUCUCCCUCCUCGACCGCCGCCUCCUCCCGCUGCGGUACUGCCUCGCCGAGCACGUCUCCACGCCUCUCCAGCGCAUCAGCCUUGGCCAAGUGCUCGAUGCUGCCGCCAUGGCAGCCUCCGCAUUGGUCGAGCGGAGGCGGUCCGCCGUCUUGCACGCACACCAUGCCGAGGGCCGGGCCGGGUGGUUCGUGCCCAUGUCGACGCUAUGGGUCGUGCUGCCGCUGGCGAUGACUGGAGCUGCCGAGGCGCUGCACUUUCCAGGCCAAGUAGCCUCUACCACCAGGCAUUCCCCCAGCCGCUACGGAGCAUGGCAACAGCUAGCGAUGGUCUGGCGGAUCAUCGCCACCGGCUUUUACCUGAGCACAGCCGUUGUCGGCUUGAUUCGGGGGGCCACAAAUUGGCCGCCGGAUAACAUAGACACCUCUAGCCGUUGUCAGCUUGAUUGCUGCGCUAGGGAUGAUCAACUUUGGAUGAUACCUAAUCGGUGCAAAGCUUUACAAGUACCGGAGAGUAGCUGA
Messenger RNA from Phoenix dactylifera (date palm), 600 nucleotides. Lineage: Eukaryota; Viridiplantae; Streptophyta; Magnoliopsida; Arecales; Arecaceae. The record is from RefSeq and is a predicted model, not a curated record.